Carica papaya (papaya) is the source of this 2259-nucleotide messenger RNA. It is a transcript of the gene PAD4, whose product is annotated as alpha/beta-Hydrolases superfamily protein. The record is from RefSeq and is a predicted model, not a curated record. Gene Ontology annotation, biological process: lipid metabolic process. NCBI's taxonomy places the organism in Eukaryota, Viridiplantae, Streptophyta, Magnoliopsida, Brassicales, Caricaceae.
UAAUUUACGCGAUUUAGAGAGAAUGUAUUCUCUCCCAGCUCAGCAAGCUCUGUAGUCGCUUUUCCCUCUCUCUUUCGUUUCAUUCUACUUCCAAGCAUUCCGCAACACUUGGGAAUCUAUGGAGCGAGCUGCAAUUUCAGGCUUCGGAAGUUAUUUCACCCUUCGGAGCUAGAUCAAUGUCUUCGACUUACCCGAGAGAGGUGUGGCUCGGAGUGCUGUCUAGAUGUAGGCAUGGGUUUUUGGGUUUGCUGCAAAGCUGAUUAAGUCUUAAGCAGAAGAAAUUGCAGGUUUGAGAGCAGCGAGAUGCUGGCCACCUUUAUCGCAUCGACGCCAUUGUUGUCGGAAUCAUGGAGGAUGUGCAGUGUUGCCACCAGAAACUCGCCGCAGAGUUUCGUGAUGGAGCAAGUCGGGGAGAUUGUCUACGUGGCUUUCCCUGCUGCGCAGAUGGUCCAUGUGGGAUCGGAGCCGAGUUGCAGAGAGAUGGUGCGGCUAGAUUUCGCUAGCUGUAGUAGCGCUUUAUUUCCUCUGUGUCGGCCGAUCGACGGCGAGGAGCCGGUGAUGGUGCACGCAGCCUUGCUUUCUCUCUUCUUGUCGGUGUUUCAAUCUCCCAGUUUUCAAAGCCAGAUGCCGGCAUUAACUCAGAAAUGCAAAUCGGUGGUGAUCACAGGCCACUCUGUCGGUGGAGCACUGGCUUCCUUCUCCGCACUCUAUCUCCUCUCUCGCCUCCAAUCCCUCCCUUCUUCACCAUUCCACCUUAUCUGUAUCACUUUUGGCGCACCACUCCUCGGCAACCGCUCCCUUUCUCGAGCCAUUAUCCGUGAAAGAUGGGCUGCCAACUUUUGCCAUGUCCUCUCCAAACACGACGUGGUUCCCAGGCUCCUGAUUUCUCCACCUUCCCUCCUUGCUCCUCACCUCCAACACCUCCUCCACUUGUGCAAUCUGCCUAACCAACACAUUGCUGAAAUUUUCUGCUUCGUGUUGGCUUACUUGGUUCAAGCUGGAGAUGGGACGAGCACGAGUGGGUUUUGGCCAUUUGGGAGCUAUCUUUUCUGUUCUCAGAUGGGAGCUCUGUGUCUUGACACUGCUGAGUCGGUUAUCAAGAUGAUGCAGUUGACUCUCAUGACGGCUUCUCCAACUUCUUGCAUUGAAGACCAUCUCAACUACGAACAAUAUGUGGGUAGAGUUUGUUCCCAGUUUUUGACUGCUAGAAGCUUCGUGAAUGGAGUUAACGAACCAAACUAUGAUGCAGGCGUUUCGUUGGCCUUGGACUCAGCCGGAAUUCCAAAUCAGGAAAUGAUAGCGGGAGCAGCCAGAGAUUGUCUGAAGAUGGCAAGGAGGAUGACACGAACAUCACCAAAUCUGAAUGCUGGAGCGCUCGCCAUUAGAUUAUCUCACCAUGUACCUUACCGAGCAGAGAUUGAAUGGUACAAAGCAUGCUGUGAUAUGUCUGAUGAUCAAAUGGGUUACUAUGAUUCUUUCAAGUUAAGACAAUCUUCAAGAAGGGAAGCCAGAGUGAACAUGAACCGCAUCAAACUUGCCAACUUCUGGGACAGGAUAAUUGAAAUGUUGCAGAACAAUGAGCUGCCUCAUGAUUUUACCACGCGCGAAAAAUGGGUAAACACUUCUCAGUUCUACAAGCUCCUAUUCGAGCCACUAGAUAUAGCAGAAUAUUACAGGACCCAACAGCAUCGCGUGAAGGGUCAUUACAUUAAGCAUGGGAGAGAGAGGAGAUACGAGAUUUUUGACAGAUGGUGGAGGAACACACAUGUGGAUGAUGAAGGAAACAAGCAGAUCAGGAGCAGAUUCGCAAGUGCAACACAGGAUUCUUGUUUCUGGGCAAGAGUGGAGGAAGCAAGAGAUUGGAUUGACAGUGUUAGAAGUGAGAAUGAUGCAAGGAAGAGAGGUUUACUGUGGGAGAACAUUAAUGAAUUUGAAAAGUACGCCGAAGGGCUGGUGGAGAGGAAAGAAGUUUCCAUUGAUGUUCUGGCUAGGAAUUCAAGCUAUAGUUUGUGGGUGGAAGAUUUCAAAGUACUGAAAUCACAGAUUCAGAAAUUCCCUCCCCAUCACGAUCAUGAUUUUCCCAGCUAUUUGGAUGGAGGAAUUGUUCCUUAAUCUAUACCCCUACUAUGUGUAUCAUAUAUACACAUAUAUAUAUAUAUAUAUAUCAUGCUUUAGGCGUAAUUUCCAAGCGACUCUUAUUACCAUCUAUGUAAUAUAUAUGAUCAAUAAACGCUUGCAAUUCUAGCUUAGUUUUCUUUA